UCGUCGCGGCCCCACCGAGUAAUGUGAAAUUUAUAUAAAAUUCACAAAUGUACCGAUAUUCUGAAAGAAUUAUACUAUUAUUUUAUAAUACUUUGUAAAUAAAGCGACUGCAUUAAUAAUUAAGUGAUAAAUAAUUAGAUGCAAGUGUCGAAGUGAUCAAUCCCCAUGCACAUCUAUCCGCUGCUCGCUAAAUAGCUUUCGAUCGGAUUUUCGCACGUUUGACAAUAAGUGUUGUGAGUUCCUGAAAGGUUCUUGUGCCGGUAGUACGUAUUCGAGUGCAAACGACGAGAAUCAGUGUUGUGGUGCAUUGCGGUGCAGUGCAGUGCAGUGCAGGUUCGCGAUGGAACAGUGAGCCAGCGGUCGGGGUGCGGCGCCAGGGGUCCCAGGGGGGGUCAUGCUGGAGACGCGGUCGGUGCGCGCCGCUGACUCGGUGUGGGCGAACAAGCCGCUGCCGGCGCCGCACGCCAUGGCUAAUGCUAGGCACGGGAAGAAUGCUCAGGACGACGUGUGCUAUGUGGUGGCGAAGUACGACUACGCGGCGCAGGGCGCUCAGGAGCUGGACCUGCGCAAGAACGAGCGCUACCUGCUGCUCGACGAUUCCAAGCACUGGUGGCGCGUGCAGAAUGCGCGCAGCCAGUCCGGUUAUGUGCCCAGCAAUUACGUCAAGAAGGAAAAACCCUCUCUUUUCGACAGUAUCAAAAAGAAGGUGAAAAAGGGUUCGGGCUCGAAGACCUUACCGUCGAAUAGUUCCCCGGUGCGGGGCGGGCCGGAGUCCCCGGGCGCGGGCGGCGCGGGGCCGGGCGGGCGGCGCGCGGAGCCCGUGGACGCGCUCGGCACCGCCGUCGUCAAGUACAACUACCAGGCGCAGCAGCCCGACGAGCUGUCCCUCACCAAGGGCACCAGGAUACUCAUCCUAGAGAAGAGCAACGACGGCUGGUGGCGCGGACAGUACCAGGGACACACGGGAUGGUUUCCAUCGAACUACACGAGUGAAGAAGGCGACAAUGAAGAUCCGGUGCACACGUACGCAAUGGCGGAGAAUGUCCUCGACAUUGUGGUGGCGCUGUACUCGUUCACGUCCAACAACGAGGCGGAGCUGUCGUUCGAGAAGGGCGACCGGCUGGAGAUCGUGGAGCGCCCGCCCUCCGACCCCGAGUGGUACCGCGCCCGCGACUCGCGCGGACAGGUCGGCCUCGUGCCGCGCAACUACCUGCAGGAGCUCGCCGACUACCUCACGCAGCCCUACUGCGAGGCGAACGAGGGCGGGCGCGGCGCCGGUAAAGGCGCGAGCGGGGGCGCGGCGGGAGGCGCGGGCCCCGCCCCGCUCGGCCGCGCCUGGUACUACGGCGCCAUCACCCGCAUGCACUGCGACACGCUGCUCGACCAGCACGGACACGACGGCGACUUCCUCAUCCGGGACUCCGAGACCAACGUGGGCGACUACUCGGUGUCGCUGAAGGCCCCGGGGCGCAACAAGCACUUCCGCGUGCACGUGGAGGGCAGCCUGUACUGCAUCGGGCAGCGCAAGUUCCCCACGCUGGACCAGCUGGUGGCGCACUACCAGCGCGCGCCCAUCUACACCAACAAGCAGGGCGAGAAGCUCUACCUCGUGCGCCCGCUGCCGCGUCCCGCCCCGCAGUGCUGAGCCCCGCCCCUACCUGCCCCGCACUGCCGGCCGAGCCGCGCCCCGCAGUGCCGAGCCCCGCCCCGCCCCGCAGUGCUGUGCCUAACGUUUCAUCGUACACGGAAAAAUGGAUAAAGUUUAUGUGGUAUCAAUGGAAAACAAUGUCAAUUGAUGAAAGCUUGAAUACCACUCGAACCAUCAAGCAACUUCUUCUUCAAAGUCUUCAAUACUAUCUGAUACACUUUCACCUGCUGCCUGCGCUUUCUCAUAUACAUCACAAUGUACUCACAUCACAUAUCCUCUCAUAUAUAACGUUAUACACACCAAUAUGCCAGAUGUCAUUUUGACACCACUCCAAAGUUGCCAUUUUAACAUCAUUUUAUAGUUAUUCAUUUUAUGGAAUUUUUGAAAUUUUAAUUUAUUUUUUUACAUUUACAUAUUUUUUGAACAUUUAUGCAUAAAUAUGGUGUCAAAAUAAUUGUGUAAUCUUCCAUUAGAUAUAAAUGAAUGUGCUGUGAUGACACUACAUCAUGUCAUUUACUGAAUAUAACAACUGCAUAAAUAAAUAUAAAACACCAUACACAUACAUUUCAGCUACAACACAGAGUCUUAUUCAACUUAGAAAUUUAUUGUAUUUCGUUUUAAAUCGUCAGUGAAUAAGUUUAACUACGUCAGAUCAUCACUUGUAAUUAUUAUUGAAAUAAGACGUUAGCAACUUUUAUGUAAUAUAUUUAUAUAAUAAGAUGAUUAAAGCAAUAACUUAAAUAUGAUAACAACUAACAUCUUCAUGAACUUUCAUCUAUUUCUCAUGUAUUUUAUGAUUAUUGCAUUUAUAUCUGUUAGAAUAAAAUAUAAAAAUAAAUUGAAAGGCCUAUAGCAUA
Molecule: messenger RNA, 2505 nt
Organism: Papilio xuthus (Asian swallowtail)
Lineage: Eukaryota; Metazoa; Arthropoda; Insecta; Lepidoptera; Papilionidae
Gene: dock
Product: SH2/SH3 adaptor protein dock
Exons: 7
Coding region: 395-1645 (416 amino acids)
Biological process (GO): ephrin receptor signaling pathway; cell migration
Cellular component (GO): cytoplasm
Molecular function (GO): receptor tyrosine kinase binding; signaling adaptor activity
Source: RefSeq, a predicted model, not a curated record